AUGUCUGACUCCAAGCUCCUGGCUUCUCUUCUUUUUAAACCCAGCCAGCCGCCGCCCACCAAGGCCUCUCCAUCCACAAUUACUUUGCAUGCAUCAUCCCACGACACCCUCCAACUAACACAGAUGUACUCAUAUCCCACCAUUGAAGAGCCGCAGCUCGCGGAUCAGGACUGGUACCCUACCACACAGGACUUUUUCUCCUACCCCGUUCCCACCGUCGCGGACCACGAGCCCUCCCCCCAGGCACCGCAGCCGCAACCACAGCUCUUCCGACCCCAGUACAUGGGUCGUAGUAGCUCAUUCAGCCCCUCGCUGGACCAAUUGAAGCGAGGUGACGACUUCAAAACUCUCAUGUUGCCGUCGUCCUCCAACAUCCAUGCCAAUGCUCCCCACACCCAAUUCACCGCCACCCGCAUGAAGCGAUCUUAUACACAGCCCGAGAAGGACAAUGAUACUCUCAGACGGUCCCAGUCCAUGAUGGCCCUGUCUGUUUCCACCGACGGACGAGCCCGUCUCCAGCCCAGAGAAUCGCGGGCUGCGCGAGAUCACUCGCCCCACAAGUUCCGAAUCGAAGAAGACAUUGAUUCGCAGUCGUCUUACUCUGAUAAUGUAUUUUCGGACCGGUCGUCUAUGUCGUCGGCUUCCUCAGCAUCUCCUCAGCUGGCCACAGACUUCCCGUCCUGUGUCCCAGUGCCAGUUGGAGUGUCUCGAUCCAAGUCCUGCGUGUCGCUUUCGCAGUUUGGAGGCUCGGCAUACCCUUCUCUUCCUCCUCCUGCAGUUUCUGCUGCCUCAUCCACUUUUCACUCUCCUUGCUCCUCCCCUUCCCCCAGCGUUUCUUCUUCUUCCGACGAAGACGACGAGGUGGCCGCCCCCAAAAACGACGCAUGCGUGGCGCUGGCUCGUCUGGUGGCCCGAAAACGGUCCAAGUCUCUCAAGAGUACCAACGCUGCUCCCCAGAGACCUCCACAUGUCCGAUCUCGGUCUCUCGUCGGAGCCUCGGACACAUACCAAACUCGAGCUGCUAUGUCUUCGACCUCUACCAUGGAGUCGUUCCAGUCGCGAGCAAGACGAGCCUGUGCACCGGUAGUGCCGCCCGCUAGCAUGCUGACUCCCCCUGCCUCCGCCACCUCGGACAAGGGCUUUGACUUCGGCAUGACCCGAACUUCUAUGAGAUCCAUUUCCCCCAAACGAGGCCGAACCUCCAUGGCCGUCGCAUUUAACUACACAGACGGUUCUCCUCAUUCACACUUUCAUCGACGACAAAUGUCGCUCAGUGACCUUAGCCAGCUGUCGCUCCAGCCCGUACAGUCUGAGUGGUCCAACUAA
This is a messenger RNA of Yarrowia lipolytica CLIB122, 1326 nucleotides long. RefSeq lists its product as uncharacterized. Lineage: Eukaryota; Fungi; Ascomycota; Dipodascomycetes; Dipodascales. The record is from RefSeq and is a predicted model, not a curated record.